Messenger RNA from Zerene cesonia (dogface butterfly), 1663 nucleotides. RefSeq names its product alpha-amylase 2-like. Gene Ontology annotation, biological process: carbohydrate metabolic process. The coding region runs from base 106 to 1617 and encodes 503 amino acids. The transcript is spliced from 9 exons. Gene Ontology annotation, molecular function: cation binding; alpha-amylase activity. The record is from RefSeq and is a predicted model, not a curated record. NCBI's taxonomy places the organism in Eukaryota, Metazoa, Arthropoda, Insecta, Lepidoptera, Pieridae.
AAAAUAUUAUAAAAAGAUAGGAAAUUAACCUUCUUAAUAUUUAUUAUCGUAUUCUUAUAACAUUUAAUCUGAAUAUCAUCAAUUAGUUCGGGGAGGUCGUUGGCAAUGCCGAUAAAGCAAAUUAUCGCAGUCCUGCUGCCAUUGCUAGCACUCACAGGUGCUUACAAGAAUCCCUACUACGCCAGUGGGAGGUCUGUCAAUGUCCACCUCUUUGAAUGGAAGUGGGAUGACAUAGCUGCCGAAUGUGAACGGUUCCUUGGACCCAAAGGAUUUGGCGGCAUUCAAAUAUCACCCCCAAAUGAAAAUGUAGUACUAUGGACAUACAAUCGUCCCUGGUGGGAGAGGUACCAACCCAUGUCUUACGUGCUUGUCACACGUUCAGGCAACGAAAGGCAGUUUGCUGAUAUGUUAAGGCGAUGCAAUAACGCCGGAGUUCGGAUUUAUGUAGACGCAGUGAUUAACCACAUGACUGGCGAGCCUCCAGAAAAUGUCGGUACGGCUGGCAACACAGGCGUUUUCAGGGACUGGUAUUACCCCGCUGUGCCGUUCAGGCGGGAACAUUUCAACUGGCCACACUGCGUCAUUGAUGGAUCCGAUUAUGUUAACAAUGCUUGGAGGGUCCGCAAUUGUGAAUUAGUCGGACUCAAAGAUUUGAACCAAGGCAAUGAGCACGUGAGGCAAAUGAUUGUUAAUUUUAUGAAUAAACUGAUUGAUUUAGGUGUUGCUGGAUUUAGAAUAGACGCAGCAAAACACAUGUGGCCAGAAGAUUUACGAAUAAUUUACGAUCGUCUUCAUAACCUCAACACCGCUCACGGUUUCCCACAAAACGCUCGUCCAUAUAUCUACCAAGAAGUCAUAGACUACGGAGGUGAAGCUAUAAGCCGCGAUGAGUAUACCCCGAUAGGAGCUGUCACAGAAUUCAAAGCGGGAAUGGCAUUGAGCAACGCUUUUAGGGGCAACGACCAAUUGAGAUGGCUAGCAACAUGGGGUACAGCUUGGGGUCUUUUGAACAGUGGUGAUGCUUUGACCUUCAUAGAUAACCACGAUAACGAGAGAGGUCACGGCGGCGGUGGAGGAAUUCUGACGUACAAGGAACCACGUCAAUAUAAAGGUGCUAUUGCAUUCCUGCUGGCCCAUCCAUACGGAGAACCGCAAAUUAUGAGCAGUUUUACGUUCUGGGACUCUGAAGUGGGACCGCCAAUGGACAGAAAUGGCAAUAUCAUAUCACCUUCGAUAAAUUCAGAUGGUACAUGUGGAAAUGGCUGGGUAUGCCAGCAUCGUUGGCGGCAGAUCUACGAAAUGGUAGCAUUCAGGAACAUAGCGGGCAACACUGGCGUUAGUAACUGGUGGGACAACGGUAGCAAUCAAAUCGCAUUCAGUCGAGGAAAUAGAGCUUUUAUUGCUUUUAAUAAUGAGUUCUGGGAUUUAAAUCAGAGCUUGCAGACAGGUCUCCCAGCGGGUAGAUAUUGCGAUGUGAUAUCUGGAGGCAAAGUAAACAACACUUGCCGUGGUAAAGUUGUGACAGUCGGAAAUGAUGGUCGAGCGCAAAUAUAUGUAGGAGCUCACGAAUAUGACCUUAUGUUAGCUAUCCAUGUGGGAACUGAGAGUCGGAUGUAACCGCAUUCCACAUAAAAUCGGAACGAAGAGAAAAUGUUAUAAUAUU